This is a messenger RNA of Pollicipes pollicipes, 1615 nucleotides long. Its product is annotated as gamma-aminobutyric acid receptor subunit beta-3. The coding region runs from base 158 to 1615 and encodes 485 amino acids. Gene Ontology annotation, biological process: monoatomic ion transmembrane transport. Gene Ontology annotation, cellular component: membrane. Gene Ontology annotation, molecular function: transmembrane signaling receptor activity; extracellular ligand-gated monoatomic ion channel activity. The transcript has 2 exons. The record is from RefSeq and is a predicted model, not a curated record. Lineage: Eukaryota; Metazoa; Arthropoda; Thecostraca; Pollicipedomorpha; Pollicipedidae.
UUGGGAUCAGAUGGUGGAAAGGUGGUUAGGAGGUGGACUUCUGUAUUUAGUUGUGAACGGUGAAGCUCCGUUGCGUCAUAUCAAUCACUCGAGUGACUCAUGUAGUUUACAUUGUUUGCGAGCCCGUUUGUAUUGUCAUCAGCCAUGUAUAUAGAUAAUGCCGCAUUUGAUUCGCACAUGGAUCCAUAUUGUAAUAAUCAUUCAUGUUUGUAUCUCAGCAAGUGGUUGGAAGCACAAGCCUGAGCCAGUUACGAAUGCAAUUUGUGGAUUAAGGCCACCGAAAACCACGGAGAGGCUCCAUUGUGAGCACCUGUACAGAGAAAACUUAAACUUGGCGAGGUGCCCCUACGCAUUUCCGGUGUAUAUACGAGGAACUUUGGAGGACAUAGAAGUCACACAUGAUGUAAGGAGCUUUCAAAUCCGUCUUUUGCUUGACAUCAGAUGGAGCAUUGUCCAGAAUCGCUCCACGAGUUCUUCAUUCAGGCAUUCAGUCGUUGGUAGGAAUGACUCCGGUAUCGGAACGAAUGCGACUGAAGACAAACACAAAGUUUCACCUGACCUGGGGUUUUGGAUUCCUCAGCUCUUCUUGGCAUCGUCCCAGCCCCAGUCACUUCACCUCGACGUGUCCCGCGAGAAUGAUGUGGUGCAAAGCGGUGGUGUGUUCAAAGUGCAACGACGAUUGUUUUCUAGAGUGUGGUGCAAAAAUGAUUUAUGGCGUUAUCCGCUAGAUUCUCAUGAGUGUGUAUGGCAUAUCGGAGCGUUCCAGGCACAGAACUAUUCUGUACAGCUUUUUUGGGAUGAUGCAGUGUUUACUACGGGAAACCUUUCGCUGACGGGCUUCGACGUGAGUGUUUCCUUUCAAAAUCAAACGGCCCUGCAGUACGUUUCUAUUGAUAACAGACAAGUGUCUCGGCUUCCAAUCGUGGUAAAAAUCCGCAGGAAUCGAUUCCAUGCCAUCCUCCGCGUCUAUCUACCCAGUGUUUGCAUGGCCGUCAUCGCAUGGAUUUCUUUCUACAUUCCGGACGAGCUCGCCGAGGGGCGCGUCCUGGUCACCGUCCUCAACCUGGUCGGCACCAUCCAGAUGUUGCGCGUGCUACAUCAUGAUCCGCACGGGGGAGUCAUCAAGGCGAUCGACGUGUGGAUGAUCUCUAUCAUCGUCUUCAUCUGGGUGUCCGUCGUCGCGUGUCUGCUCGACCUAGACCUGGCGUUUCGCGGCAUCGAGCGCGAGCAGCAAGAGUCGCUCGACGACCUGGUCUUCUUCUACCGGCAGCCGAAGCUGGCGCGCCAGCUCGCUGACACCGGACACGCCGACGAGAGCUCACCGGCGGCGGAGCGGGUGGAGUGGAGCGAUUUCUACCAGUGGGCCCACGAGCGGCACGCGGCCCGCCACCAGCGGCCCGACGAAGCAGAGCUCGAGGACGACAGCUCCCAGUGGAGCGUUAAGUCGCUUUUGCAGAACAUGUGGGACAUCCGCAAGGAGUACCGCUGGUUCACCUGGUCCGACUAUGUGUCCAAAUGUGUAGAGAUCAUGUACCCCGUCUUCUUUUGCGUGUUUUUGGUGAUCUAUUGCCUGGUUUUCGUGCCCUACGACGAAUCGUACGACGCUGACGUCUAA